Messenger RNA from Penicillium longicatenatum, 2097 nucleotides. RefSeq names its product isocyanide synthase xanB (gene xanB). The record is from RefSeq and is a predicted model, not a curated record. Bases 1 to 2097 code for a protein of 698 amino acids. Gene Ontology annotation, molecular function: oxidoreductase activity. The transcript is spliced from 2 exons. Lineage: Eukaryota; Fungi; Ascomycota; Eurotiomycetes; Eurotiales; Aspergillaceae.
AUGGUUGCUCUAGUCCCUAUUGCGGAUACGCCCUCGGCUCUCUAUCCGGAGAAGAUGAAUGGGAUUGUUCGAUCGGAGAUCGAUCUGGUGGAGAAGAGCCCGAUCAUGAUCGACGCAACGGACCUGGCGUCUUCCGAUCUUGACAGUGUCGAUCCCCCUAUGGUUACCGCAAACGGAAAUACCUCGACACAACACCCGACAAACAGUAUUGAUAGCCUCGAAAGACCCGCGAUUAUCGAAAUCUUCUCAAAUGAGCGCAAAAUGGCUGUUGAUAUUCUCAAAGUGAUUGAAAGUUAUGGUGUUGACUAUGAGAAGAAUGGUGCCUCGUGGAAGGGACUCGAGUCCUUCGUCCCCACUGUUAUGGCCCAAGUGGAAAAACAAGAGCCGAUCCGGAUGAUCUUGCCCGCUUUCCCAUUCAAAUCGCCAAAUGCACGCGAUAAGGUUUUGGGGAUCUUGCCUGACUUUGGAGAGGAGUUGGCUUUGGCUCAUUUGAAUGGACUUUGCGAGAACGUCGCGCAGGUAUACAAACCUGGUGCCGAGGUAUACAUCAGUUCAGAUGGUUUGGUCUACAAUGAUAUCCUUGGAGUCCCUGAUGAGGUUGUGUGGGACUACGGAGAAGCCCUGCGACAGAUAGCCGUAGAGAAAGGCCUGACUCGCGUGAAAUUCAUCCGUCUUUUCGAGCUGCUUGAACACCCCUGGUUCAAAGCGAGUAGCCCGGAAGUCGCUAAGUCAUAUUACCUGGCUCAUGCACGCUGCCUUCGUCGCGAACUCAUGUUUGCCUUUGGGGAUCCAACCUUCGAUGCCGAUGAAGCCAUCAAGACUGACAACGACACCUGUUUGACAUAUCGCGGGUACAUCAAGUUCCUGACCAAAGAUCUGGCUCAUCAGGAGUAUCCAGCUGGCAUGUCCAAGCGUGCCAGACAAGGUCAAAUCGCACAGACAGCGCGCCAAAUGAUCAUCCGCGGAAAGAUGUUCGCAGCUGCCAUCCGCGCCAAUCGCAAGGAUUACGUCCGUCUAUCCAUCCACGAGUCCGCCGGCGAAAAGAAACUCUCAGUCUCUCUAAUCCCGCAGAAACGUGGAGCAUUAGGCUUUACCCCGUGGCACGCUUCCGUCGCGGUCGCACUUGACGGCUCAUACCGAACCGUCCACGCAGAAGAUGUCCGUGAAACACACGAUCUUGUAUACAAAAACGGUCAACCAUAUUUCUUCCGCGAACGCUCAGACCUCUUUGACUGGCCUUCUGAUGGUCUAUCUGUCAAAUUCGAGCAUCAAUACCCCUGCGGACUUAUCAUCAGUCCCACGGACAUCGACAAUGUAAACCCACCACCCUCCAUCAGCGCAAUCCCCAUGCACAAAGUCCGCAAACUAUCCAACGGCAUGUCCCCCGUCAUCCUACGCGGAUUUGCCGAAACUUUGGUCGAAGAUCUAUACGUAAAAGCAGGGCAUGAGCUCGGCAAGAUCUUGCCCUGGAGUUUCGGCAUUAUCCAAAAAGUCCGCGAUGCUGGGCGGUCCGAUAAACUUGGCAACAACGUUACCUCUAACGAAGCCAUGCCAAUGCAUUUCGACGGCAUGUUCAAAUUUGAGGAAGUCUCCGAUCCAGAAACGGGCGAGGUCAAGAAAGUCCAACGUCCACCCGGUUACCAAUUCUUCACAUGCCCGGCAACAGCACCGAAAGGAAGCGGUUACACACUCUUCGCCGCUUCUAGACUGCUAUUCCGAUAUCUACCCCUCCCCUGGACCGCCGAGCGUCUCCAGAAAGUGACUUGGGCGAUGGAUAACGACGGUUUCUGGGAUGCCAAGCUGAAGAAUUUGCCACUGACGGUUACACACCCUGUUUCGGGGUUGCCGUGUGUUCGCUGGCAUCAGCCGUGGGAUUCUACUAAGACGAAGUUCUCUACUUGCGAUGUUACCGUUGAGAAUGAGGAUCCUAGUUUGGUACAGGUGAUUGACCGGAUUAUCUACGAUUUCCGAGUUUGCUUCAGGUUUGAGUGGGAGAAGGGGGAUCUGCUGAUCAGUGAUAAUACUGCUAUGCUUCAUACCCGGACUGGGUAUAUUAGUGAUUGUGAGCGGGAACUUUGGCGCAUUCAUUUUGAUUGA